AAUCUUUUUUUUUUUAAUUGCUUUCUAUGAUUUUUCUUUUUUUGGGAAAUUAGAAUUUCGAAGUUGUGAUCAAAAGGAGGCAACUCACGGUGUAUGAACCACGAUCAAAGCCGUAACGUUCUCUCCGAUGCGCCAUUUUUAUAAUAUUUCAUGGAAAAAGAGAGAUGAGGAAGAAUGUUCUUGGACGUGUAUAUAUACACACACACACAUAUGUAUGUGUAUACAUUGGGAUGUGCGUUGUAUGAGUUGUAUAAAAGAAGAGGUGUAUGAGUCUGCGAGGAAACAUCUGAACAGAAGAUUACAAAAACCCUUGUAAAGAAAAAAAAAGUUUUUUUUUUUUUGCUUUGAAGAAGUGAAUUCAGACGAGGACGACGACGAAGAGAGGCCGUCAUUUGGGAACUUGAACCAUCAAAUUCAUCAACCUAAACCAAUAUCCCAAAUCCUUAACACUUUUUUUUAUUCACUCAACUUGUCUCCUCUAAGAUCUUGCCCUUUUUUUCUUGUAUUUAACCGCUGUGAUAUUCUCCAACUGCUACUCGAGUUCAUCAUAUUCAUCCUCCUCCUCCUCCUUCCUCGUCGAGAGUUCAUAUUGAUCUUUCUUCUACUUCUCUCUGCGCAAGAAAUCCAGUUCUGUUCUUGAAACAUGAAGUUCUUCGGGUGGAUGCAGAAUAAGCUAAAUGGGAAGCAUGUUAAUGGCAGACCAAACACGCCCUCGGCUUCUCAACACGUGAAGCAAGAGCCGCGAGAGGAGUUCAGCGAUUGGCCUCACGGGUUAUUAGCCAUUGGAACGUUCGGCAUAAACAAUGGCGUGAGCAAGGGAGGGAAUCGUGAUGGUGAUCAGAAGAUUCAAGAGAUUCAAGAGGAGGGUUCAGACAAAGAUCAAGAUCCUCCAUCUUCCUCGGAAGAUCUAGAAGACUUCACUCCCGAAGAGGUCGGGAAGUUACAGAAGGAGUUGACGAAGCUCUUGACGAGAACCAAGAAGAGAAAGUCCGACGUUCACAGGGAGAUCAUCGCGAGCAAUCUCCCGCUGGAUAGAUUCUUGAACUGCCCUUCCAGCUUGGAGGUCGACAGGAGAAUCAGCAACGCCCUCUGCGGCAUCGAUCCUGACGAUAAGGGGGAAGAUAUCGAGAGGACGAUAGGCGUUAUUCUCGGCAGAUGCAAGGAGAUAUCGACCGAGAACAAGAGGAAGAAGAAGACGGAUAUCGGCAAAGCCUCUGUGUCGUACCUCCUCAAGAAGAUAUUCGUCUGCAGCGACGGAUUCUCGUCGCCUUCUCCUUCUCCAAGCUUGAGAGAUACCCUUCAAGAAUCAAGAAUGGAGAAGCUGCUGAGGAUGAUGCUACACAAGAAGAUGAACUCACAAGCCGCCUCCAGGGCAACUCCGGUGAAGAGAUGCUUGCGAGACAAGCAACAAGUUCCGGAGAAGACCGAGGAGGAAGAAGGCGGAGGAGAAAAGAAGGAGAAGAGCAACGACGGGUAUAAAUGGGUCAAGACAGAUUCUGACUUCAUUGUUCUUGAAAUCUGAAAGGAAUUACUGGUUUUCGUGUUUGGAAGGAAUUCGAAAGGAGGAUCAAUUUUGGGCAUCUGCAGAACCAUGCUCUUGCUCUUUUUUUUUUUUUUUUGCAUGUUUGGAUCUGUGGGGAAUGGGUCCACACAGAAACCGGACAUGUUCUUGACACAUCAUGGGACUGAGAUGUAUUUAUAUACGUGCAUACACAUGUCUAUACAUAUAUAUACGUGUGUGUGUACGUAUGUGCCUGCCUGUAUAUGGUUUGUGUAAUCCUCAGGUGCAUAUAACCUGAUGAUGAGCUAAGAGUUUCUUCUUCUUCUUCUUCUUCGUUAAAUUCUUUCUCUUUUACUUCGCUUUGUAAGAAAUAAGCUCUUGAGAUC
This is a messenger RNA of Tarenaya hassleriana, 1887 nucleotides long. RefSeq lists its product as uncharacterized. Gene Ontology annotation, biological process: regulation of growth; gravitropism. The coding region runs from base 644 to 1522 and encodes 292 amino acids. The transcript has 5 exons. The record is from RefSeq and is a predicted model, not a curated record. NCBI's taxonomy places the organism in Eukaryota, Viridiplantae, Streptophyta, Magnoliopsida, Brassicales, Cleomaceae.